Micropterus salmoides (largemouth bass) is the source of this 2613-nucleotide messenger RNA. It is a transcript of the gene nrl, whose product is annotated as neural retina leucine zipper. Gene Ontology annotation, biological process: regulation of transcription by RNA polymerase II. Lineage: Eukaryota; Metazoa; Chordata; Actinopteri; Centrarchiformes; Centrarchidae. Gene Ontology annotation, cellular component: nucleus. Gene Ontology annotation, molecular function: RNA polymerase II cis-regulatory region sequence-specific DNA binding; DNA-binding transcription factor activity, RNA polymerase II-specific. The coding region runs from base 1 to 1287 and encodes 428 amino acids. The transcript has 4 exons. The record is from RefSeq and is a predicted model, not a curated record.
AUGUCCUCUCCUUCCCUCCCCAUGCCCUCUCUCCCCCCCAGCCCUCUGGCCAUGGAGUACCUAAAUGAUUUUGACCUCCUCAAGUUUGAAGUAAAACCUGACACCCCUCCACUCCCUCCUCCAUGUGCGUAUCCCAAAUCUGGCCUCUCCCACGACCCCUCCAGCUCUCCAUACACCAGCCAUCCUCCGCAGGACUCCAGUUUAAGCUCCAGUCCUUACAACUCGCUGCCACCCUCACCGACGCUUAGCGACGCCCACCCACCACCUUCGGGCUCCUCAUCCCUCUCUUCGUCAUCCUCCUCCAUCUCCUUCCCCCUCUCCAUCUCCAACAGCUUCACUUCCUCAGGCAUCAGCUCGGGCUCUCAGGGGAACGUGGAAGGCAGCCCGGCCCACAGCGGGCCUCAGGGUCCCACCCCGGCGUCGCUGGAGGAUCUGAUCUGGCUGGCAGCACUGCAGCAACAGUUUGGAGGAGAGGUGACGGGGCCCGCCACUUUGCUUGGAGCCUUGGGAGGAGUGCCAGAGCGAGGGGACAGAGAGAGGGGCCAGGUGAAUGGCUUUCUGGGCUGUGAGGAUGCUGUGGAGGCUUUACUGAACUCAGCUGCUGCAGCUGUCAGCUCACAGUUUCCAGGUCUUUCUCAGAGUUCAAGCAGCAACCUGGGAGACUCAAGCAGCGACAGCGGAGGCGACAUCUCCUGCGCCAAAGGGACAGACAUGUGCCAUCGUCCGCUGGUCUUCCUCUCAUCGGCCCCUCCCUCGCUCCCCAACGCCGCCCCCGCCUCAGCUCCCUACCCGCAAGCCCUCAGCCCCCAGGGCCGCCUUCAUCACCACCAGCAUCACCAUCAUCAGCACCACCCGCACCACCCCAUGCAUGGCAGCCAUCACCAUCAUCACCACCCACAAAUGAAUCAGUGCGGGGCCAAUGAGCGCUUCUCUGAUGAGCAGCUGGUGAGCCUGUCGGUGCGGGAGCUGAACCGGCACCUGCGCGGAGUGAGCAAGGAUGAGGUGGUGCGCUUGAAGCAGAAGCGACGCACGCUAAAGAACCGCGGCUAUGCCCAGUCCUGCCGCUACAAGCGCUUACAGCACCGCCACGCUCUGGAGUCAGAGAAACAUGUGCUCACACAACAGCUGGAACAACUACAGUGCGAGCUGACUCGAGUGCUGAGGGAGAGAGACGCCUACAAGGCCCGCUACGAGAAGCUCCUCAGCACGAACCACGGCAUCGGCGGCGACGCCCCACCGACCCGCAACAGCAACCCACCUUCCCCACCCCCUGACUACUUCCUCUGAGUGUAACCCACAGGGGAAGGGAAGAGAAAGAAAAAACACACACAGAGGAAUGAGUAACAGACCAGCCAACAUGGAGCAAAUCAAUGAUGAGUAAUCAGACUUGGGGAAGAAAACAAGGAUGUGUAUGUGUGUGUGUGUGUGUGUGUGUGUGUGUGUGUGUGUGUGUGUGUGUGUGUGUGUGUGUGUGUGUGUGUGUGUGUGUGUGUGUGUGUGCAAGUCUGUGUGUGUGAGAGAGAAAGUGACAGCGAGACACUGGCGGGUGGUUUUGGGGCGAUACAACUGUGAAAUCCACCCCUGAAUUGAUUCAAGGGGAGCUGACUGUUAAUUCAUAGGGUUAGACUCAGCUCUAGGCUGCCUCACGGACACAAGUUUUACUUCACUGUGAAUGAUAUAGUUGCACAAAAACUGGCUAAGAGCUCUUUCACGUAUUUUGCUUGUGAUCUCGGUGCUACAGCGGACAAAAACGACUAUGAAAAUGGAUCGAAAAAAGCUUUACCUUGCAUUGAAACAUAUCAAUAGUCCCUGACAGCGCUGAGCAUAUUAUCUAUGCAAUAUUAUCUAGCUGCAAUGUACUAUCUCCAAAUGAGUGGUUGAGGCUCAAACUGUAGUUGUGUUUUUUUUUUUAUAAUAAGCUGCUAAAGCUGCAGAAGUCUGAGUAGUGCAGUGGUGCUGGAUGUGGAGUGGUAUGGGCUUGGAUAAAGUAUCCACGGCAUGCAGUUGUAUUUGCCAGCUAAUAUUUCACAGUUGCCUACCAAAGUGUUUAAGCUCACCAAGACUUGUUAUUCUUUGUAAGAUGAAUAAUCAUAGAUUAAAGAAUGUACAAGGAUACCUUUCAUGGGAACCUACCAGUGAUUGUGCUAAAUCAAUAGUGGGGAUAUUGCUCUUUUGUUUUAGCAAAAAAACUAAUCGGAAAUGGCGACUUUUCAGCCAUUAACAGCAACAGAAAAAGACUUGCUGUUUGCUCAAGAAGGGGAGCUGGUGUGCUCGACUAAAGCAACUCUCGGACUUAGAGAGAAAGAAACCCAUCGCAGCAGGCGAAAAGAGUGUGGCAUGAUUUGUGUGGUUGUGUCCAGUUCUCCAGACUAGAGAAGCUAUUUUUGGGCUGAUUGAACACCUCUGUAACAGGGACGAUCACCAAAUUUACGCAACAUGUGGCACCACAGAGCUGGUCACUGUGGACUCGGGUACCGUGGGCUAUGGAUGCAACAGAAAAUUAAAGGUGCAGGGAUAAAAGAGAAAAAAAUGCAAAAUAUAUCUUCGUGGUGACACCUUCUUAACUGUCCCAUGAAAUCAUUGCCAGGGUUCAUGCAUUAGAGCUAUUUAUUU